Prinia subflava (tawny-flanked prinia) is the source of this 3052-nucleotide messenger RNA. RefSeq names its product TATA-box binding protein associated factor 8 (gene TAF8). Bases 13 to 951 code for a protein of 312 amino acids. Gene Ontology annotation, cellular component: transcription factor TFIID complex. Gene Ontology annotation, biological process: transcription initiation at RNA polymerase II promoter. NCBI's taxonomy places the organism in Eukaryota, Metazoa, Chordata, Aves, Passeriformes, Cisticolidae. The record is from RefSeq and is a predicted model, not a curated record. Gene Ontology annotation, molecular function: protein heterodimerization activity. The transcript is spliced from 8 exons.
CGCACCUGGCGCAUGCGCACAGCUCCAUAUGGCUCCAAGAUGGCUGACACAGCGUCCGGGGGCUCGGGCACGCGGGCGGGCAGCAAGCAGGCGGGCACCCCUGCGGACAAUUACCACCUGGCCCGGCGCCGGACGCUGCAGGUGGUGGUCAGCUCGCUGCUGACCGAGGCCGGCUUCGAGAGCGCCGAGAAAGCCGCGGUGGAGACGCUCACCGAGAUGAUCCAGAGCUAUAUUUCGGAAAUUGGGAGGAGUGCCAAGUCCUACUGCGAGCACACAGCCAGGACCCAGCCCACGCUCUCGGACAUCGUGGUGACCCUCGUGGAAAUGGGGUUCAACGUGGAGACUCUUCCCGCCUAUGCCAAGCGCUCCCAGAGGAUGGUGAUCACUGCCCCUCCGGUGACAAACCAGCCCGUGACCCCCAAAGCCCUGACAGCCGGGCAGAACAAGCCUCACCCACCCCACAUUCCCGGCCAUUUCCCGGAGUUCCCAGAUCCUCACACCUACAUCAAGACUCCGACCUACCGGGAGCCGGUGUCCGACUACCAGGUGCUGCGGGAGAAGGCGGCGUCGCAGCGGAGGGACGUGGAAAGGGCCCUCACCCGCUUCAUGGCCAAGACAGGAGAGACCCAGAGCCUCUUCAAGGAUGAUGUCAGCACAUUCCCACUGAUUGCUGCCAGGCCUUUCACCGUGCCCUACCUGACAGCUCUGCUCCCCUCCGAGCUGGAAAUGCAGCAGAUGGAGGAGACGGAUUCCUCGGAGCAGGACGAGCAGACGGACACCGAGAACCUCCCGCUGCACAUGGGCACGGACGAUGCAGGACCUGAGAAGGAGAACACCUCGGUGCUGCAGCAGAACAGCUCCCUGGCAGGCAGCAGGAACGGGGAGGAGAACGUCAUCGACAACCCCUACCUGCGGCCCGUGAAGAAACCCAAAAUCCGCAGGAAGAAGUGAAGGGGGCUGGAAUUCCUUUGGCUGCUCCAGGAAUCACACAGGGGCCAGGAGGAGGCAGCCCAGCCGAGGAAGGGUCUCUGCAUGGUGAACUCCACUCCCAUCCUGCUCUCCCGAGCUCCCUCUCCCCUCUGCUCACCGGGAUGGGCCAGGAAAACCAGCUGGGAAUCGUCUGGGGGACUUUGGUUCCUGCUGUGGGGAGGAUUUAUUUUCUGAAGAGCUGAGAGGGACACAGGGGUUGGAUUUGGAGAACACAGGGGUUGGAUUUGGAGAACACAGGGGUUGGAUUUGGAGGAUACAAGAGCUGGAGCUGAUGGACACAGGGAUUGGAUUUGGAUUUGGAUUUGGAUUUGGAUUUGGAUUUGGAUUUGGAUUUGGAUUUGGAUUUGAAUUUGGAUUUGGAUUUGGAUUUGGAUUUGGAUUUGGAUUUGGAUUUGGAUUUGGAUUUGGAUUUGGAUUUGGAUUUGGAUUUGGAUUUGGAUUUGGAUUUGGAUUUGGAUUUGGAUUUGGAUUUGGAUUUGGAUUUGGAUUUGGAUAACACAGGAGCUGGAGCUGACAGACACAGGGAUUGGAUUUGGAUUUGGAUUUGGAUUUGGAUAACACAGGAGCUGGAGCUGACAGACACAGGGAUUGGAUUUGGAUUUGGAUUUGGAUUUGGAUUUGGAUUUGGAUUUGGAUUUGGAUUUGGAUUUGGAUUUGGAUUUGGAUUUGGAUUUGGAUAACACAGGAGCUGGAGCUGACAGACACAGGGAUUGGAUUUGGAUUUGGAUUUGGAUUUGGAUUUGGAUUUGGAUUUGGAUUUGGAUUUGGAUUUGGAUCUGGGUUUGGAUUUGGAUCUGGAUCUGGAUCUGGAUUUGGAUUUGGAUCUGGGUUUGGAUUUGGAUUUGGAUUUGGAUUUGGAUUUGGAUUUGGAUUUGGAUUUGGAUCUGGAUCUGGAUCUGGAUUUGGAUCUGGAUUUGGAUUUGGAGAGCACAGGAGCUGGAGCUGACAGACACAGGGAGUGGAUUUGGAUUUGGAUUUGGAUUUGGAUUUGGAUUUGGAUUUGGAUCUGGAUUUGGAUCUGGAUUUGGAUUUGGAUUUGGAUUUGGAUUUGGAUUUGGAUUUGGAUUUGGAUUUGGAUUUGGAUUUGGAUUUGGAUUUGGAUUUGGAGGACACAGGGAUUUUCCUGCUCCCACAUCCCACCAGAACACACUGGUGUGUCUGGAGGCUGGAAAAAGAACUUCCACCAACCCUUAAAUCCAAGGAAUGUGUAUUCACAAAGAAACCUCCCCGGGAGGUUCCUCCUUUCGCAUUCUUGGCAAGGAAAAAGCAAACAAAUCUUUUCUUUUAUAACCUGAAGGUUUUUGGUGUGCUGGUAAAGGAGUGUCCCAGAGCCCCAAGGACAUUUUAUUCCCAUUUUGCAGCUGCACUGGGCACUGAAAACCUCUCAAGUGUGGUGGUUUUUACCCUGUCACGGCUGCUUCAGGCUCCUUUUCAGUUUAUUGUUGUUUUCCACACAGCUCAAGUCCUUGGAGAGCUCCCUCCUCCCCCAGUUGAAAAUGGAACAAAGCUGUGCUUUUAUCAUCAAAAUUUGAUUUUUUUUUUUUUUUGCUGCUUUAUUUUCUUUAUUUUUAUACCAAUGUUGGCAUUAUUGGUUGGUUCUGCAGGGCUUUGCUUUCAUUUUCCUUCAGCAUUUUCUUAGGUAAAAUAUGGGUUAAAUGUCCAUCAGAAAAAGCUCCUGUGGUUUGAUCCAAUCUCCCAAGAAUUCCAAGUUCACCUCCAUGCAGUUAAAAGGAUCCUCCCUCUUCCCCCAUCACCCAGAGAGGAUGAAAAUAAAAAGAAGUUUUUGUAUUCAAUCAUCUCCUGCCAAAAAAAUACGAAAUUAAACCUCAAACCUCCCCUUGUGUGUGCCCCUGUCACUUCUGCUGGUGCCUUGCUUGUACAGAAUGACAAAUGUACAGACACACCCUGUAUAUGUUUGUAUAUAUCCCAAAAUUUUAUCUUUUUUUAACUUUGUUUUUUUUCUGCAGGGAGAAAAAUCCCUUGCUGGGUAGGGGAAAAAAAAAAGUGGAAUGAAAUUUGUGGGUUUUAUGUUCAUAAUAAAAGAAAUUUUAUCUCCUUACGA